UACUCACAUGGUGUAUUAUUAACUAAGACAUUUCUGUAGCCUCUGUUAGCUUUAGUCUUCCACCAGCAGUUGAUAACAAUGCGGCAAAUCAGAGAUUCUCUGGUUUUGCAGAUUUUAAUCCUCACCGUAGUCCAAUUUUGCCGGUCUGAGAAUGUGUUCCUUGCAGAAGAGGAUGCAUUCUCCAUGUUGAAAAGAACUCGACGAGCCAACAGUUUUUUUGAAGAGACAAGGUCAGGAAAUUUGGAAAGAGAAUGUAUUUUUGAAUAUUGUGACUAUGAGGAAGCUCGUGAAGUGUUUGAGGAUGAUCAGCAAACAGUUGAGUUUUGGGGACGUUAUAAUGCUUGUACUAAAGAGAAAGCAGACAGUACCCCUCCACCAUACCUGAGAGAUUGUCUGAAUGGACAGUGCUAUGAAGAAGGUGGCCCAAGUUACAAGGGCAAUAUUUCAAUGACAAUUUCUGGGAGGCAGUGUCAGAGCUGGUCAAGGAACUUCCCACACAAAGCAGAGUAUAACCCAGUGACAUACAACACCUCGGACCUUAUUAGUAACUACUGCCGGAAUCCAAAUAACAGCCAGAGUGGACCAUGGUGCUACACUAAGGACCCAAAAGUGAAAAUGGAACUGUGCUAUAUUCCUCGCUGUGGUGAACCAUUGAAACCGUUGCCAACUCUGCCCCCAGAAGAAAAGCCAGCUACUGAUUGUGUUCCAAAUCAAGGAAGAGACUACACAGGAACGUUGAACAAAACCUUAAGUGGAAGAUAUUGCCAGGCUUGGAGCUCACAAUCUCCUCACAAGCACAAUUAUACCAAACAAAACUAUCCCACAGCAGGUUUGGAAGCAAACUAUUGCAGGAAUCCAGAUGAUGACGACGAAGGUGUAUGGUGUUAUACUACUGACCGGAACAAAGAAACGGAGUACUGUAAACUUAACUACUGUGACGAUCACGAGAAUCCAUUUGCACCUCCAACGUUGGAAGAACUAGAGGCCCAGAGUACAUUCGCUGGUCGAACAACUAAGACUGAGUACGUGACCUCAUUCAAUCCAGAAUAUUUUGGUAACGGAGAAAGUGAAUGUGGACUGAGACGAUUGUUUGAGCUCCAAAAUAAAGGAGAUGCUACUGAAAUGGAAUUGGUGCAAUCCCUGACAGGUCGGAUUGUGAAAGGAGAAGAAGCUGAGAUAGGAAGCGCUCCAUGGCAAGUGAUGCUAUUCCAAAUACAUCCCCAGCAACUGAUCUGUGGUGGAAGCAUAUUAAGCGACCGGUGGAUUAUUACUGCAGCUCACUGUAUUCUCUAUCCCCCGUGGAACAAGAACUUCUCAGCAACAGAUAUUGUUGCCCGUCUUGGAAAACAUGUUCGAGCACAGUAUGAGCAUAGCAGAGAGAAGAUCGUUAAGCUUGACAAAAUUAUUGUUCACCCCUAUUACAAUUGGCAAUCAAACCUUAACCGUGACAUUGCAUUGUUGCAUACGACGACCCCUAUUCCUUUCAAUGAUUAUAUAUCACCCAUCUGUCUACCAUCAAAAGAAGUUGCCAUUAGUUUGCUACGCACUCAUCAUAUGGGUAGGGUCACAGGCUGGGGAAACCUGGCAGAAUCCUUUGUGAACAUUAAUUCCGUAAAAGCUCAGGAGCUACAGCAGAUCCAUCUCCCCAUUGUUGACCAAGAAAUAUGUAAGAGCUCCACCAGCAUUAAAGUGACAAGUAACAUGUUCUGUGCAGGCUUCAGUCCAGAAUCUGAUCGGCGUGGAGAUGCCUGUGAAGGUGACAGCGGAGGCCCAUUCGUAAUGAAGAAUCCUGACGAUAACCGGUGGUACCUGAUUGGGAUCGUUUCUUGGGGAGAAGGCUGCGACAGAGAUGGAAAAUACGGAUUUUAUACUCAUGUAUUUAAGUUAAAGAGAUGGUUGAGGAAGAGUAUAAGGAAUUUCAUGACUCACAGUUAAAGGUUGUAGUGUUCUGCUGUGAAGAGGUUAUGGUUAUUUUCUGAUGUUCACUGAGAAAAUUGGGAACAAAAUGUGAUGUUUUUAAACUAAUGAAUCAAACAUUGCCAAGCUUGAAUUAGUUUUCAAUGUGUAUGAAAUAAAACCAUAACCAUAAUAGAUCAAGUUUUCUUCCUGUCACAGUUCUUAUUUAUUUUUCCUUGUCUGUUUGUCAUGCAAUUUUCUGCUUCUUCACUUAGUUAAUGAUUAACUCAUUCAACAACGAUAUCUUUUUCAGUAUAGAUAUGGCGGUUCAUAAAAGUUAAACAAAUACAUAGGCACAAAGGUGAAGCUCCUGCACAUUUUUCAGGCUUGCUCUCCUUUCUCACACAGUGGAUUCCAGUUCAUUGGGCCAUCAGUAAAUCAGGGCAACCAUUUAUUUGGUACUACUCACAGAACAAAAACUAAAUUGAGAAAAUAGCCGGGAUUCCCUUCACUUGUUGGGACAUUCUGCCACUAAAUUGGGGCAGGAGACCGCUGGCAAACAGUUUCUAACUAGUGUCAGUGACAUACACUUGCACGGCCACUAGGCACUAUUUUGCAUUUAGAACGAUUGUUUUUUAAUAGUGUCAGUUGCUUGUGUUUGUGUUUAAAAGUAACGAUUUGUCUCACUGAUGGUUGGUGAGAAAUAAGCAGUGAGACAAUUCAGAACUGUGUUUGCUCAUCGUGGUCUCAAGCAUUCAGGCUUGCCAGAAACACCCUGGAGUGAAAAUGAAGUGAUUUCACUUCUUCAAGUUAAUCAUCUUGAAUGUUACAAUGAAAAUGAAGAUUUAGAGGGUACAAUCAUCUAAAGGUUUAUAUGAAGGCAGUCCAUUAUCUGCACCAGGUGUCUGCACUGAUUUUGUUCAUUUACAGUCAUUCCAACUAUUAGGAACUAAUACAGUUUUAUAGUACUGUAGAGUUAUUGGUAGUAUUGUAAUUUGGCCUGUAUUUCACUUAAAUACAAAAAUUGUUACUCAGUGAAACAGUAGUUUGUCUUUUUUAUACCUUUUAACUAUUUCCAUGAAACUUCAGUUAAUUGUGGCAACCACUUAAUUGGGCCAAAAUGUCGUGGUUCUGAUCUGUCCCAGUUAACUGGAAUCCACUGUAUUUGCCAAGCAAAAUAACACAAAUUGAAUUACAGGAAAGAGGCCAAAAUUCCAACUUUACAUGCGACAGAAUUACGAUACAAGUAAUGUUCCCAAAACAUUGCUGUUUUAUAGUGGGAAGAAGUUCAGUAUUUCCUCAAUGUAAAAAAAUAAGAAUACAGCUGAACUGUUUACUUGUCCACCUUGUCACCUUAAGUCCAGUGGUCUAAGCAGUAAAGGUACUCAACAUAUGAGCAUCCGUAACAUUGAAGCAAUUUAGCGGAGAAUUCCGAACAUUCCAAUAGACAGAUUUUCUCCUUUCAGGAUGGCCUUCCCUCCCAACCCCCAAUCGCACAAUCCCUAAUAAUCUGUCUGCCUCAUUUCUAAGACAAACGUUUAAUUUCUACCACAGUAGUAAUUUUUUUUUCAGGCUGUUUUUUCUUUCCCACUCUUUUGCUUCCUAAACCAACUCUUUUGCAUUUUGUAUUCCAGUUUCCAUCUUCUACACCCAUAAUUCCCUCAAUGCUCAUCUUUUACAAAAGUGACUGCUUCCUGUUCUUAGCUGUUAGCAUUUUACCAUGAACAUCCAAUCCCACCUCUAUUUUCCUCCGGGACCCCACACCUCUUUCAUUGGCUGAUUAUGUUCUUAUAUUAAAGAAAUUUCCCCAACUCGUUCAUUCCUUUAAAUAAUGGGUUGCUGCUGGAACCCAAAUAGGUCCUGGCUAUGCCUGACUAAAUAAGGUUAUUAGAAUCUCAAUUAACCAGACAUAGCCAGGAAUAUUUGGAUUCCUGCAGUGACACCAUAUUUUAAUCUCUCGCCCAUUGCUUGUAUUUAUAAAAGACUCAAAUCAACGCAGCUCCUAUUCCUAAAGACCUGCAAGGUAUCGGCUUCCAUAGCAAACCUUAUCCUUAUUUUGGAUUCCUUUCAAAUUCUUAGAUUUGACUGUAUUCUUAUAACUGUGCAUGGAACAUUAUGUCCACAUAGUUUUAUAGCCAUCUUCAGAUUCCUUUGUUCCUACCAAGGACUGUGCCUCAUCCUCGCAGUUUAUCAAUGCUUCAAUGAUACAAACUUCCUAUCAUCUUCCUUUCUCACCAUUAGGGAUUCACCUGCAUCAGUUGACAAGGCCUUUGAUCAUAUCCAUUACUUCUAGUGACUCUCAAUCCUUCUCUUCUGCUUUGAACUAUAAUAGGACUCUUCACAUUUUUAGCUUAAAUUUCAGUAGACUAUCUGUUGAUACUCCAAAGCAGCAUCCCUUUUUGCCUUCCAAACAUACAAGACCCCAAGACAUAGGAGCAGCAUUAGACCAUUCAGUCUCUUGACUCUGCAAUGACAUUCCAUCAUGGCUGAUUUAUUAUUCCUCUCAACUCCAUUCUCCUGCCUCCUCCCCACAACCUUUGAUGUUCUGACUGAUCAAGAACCCUUCAACCUCUGCCUUAAAUAUAUUCAAUGUCUUGGCCUUCUAGUUGGCUGUGGCAAUGAACCCCAUUUUCACCACUCUCUGACUAAAGCAAUUCCUCCUCAUCUGUUCUAAAUGGUGUCCCUCUAUUCUAAGACUGUCCCCUCUGGUUCUAGCCUCACCCACCAUAGGAAGUAUCCUCCCCACAUCCACUCUAUCUUGACUUUUCAGUAUUCAAUAGGUUUCAAUGAGAUUCUCCCCCUCCUCUACCCCUCCUAUUUUACUAAACUCCAGCAAGUAUAAGACAGGAGUCAUCUUAUAGUCCUCAUAUGUUGAUCCUUUCGUUCCCAAAAAAAUUUUCAUGAACCUCCUCUGGACCCUUUCCAAUGCCAGCACAUCCUUUCUUAUAUAAGGGGCACAAAACUGCUCAUAAUACUUCAAAUGUGCUCUGACCAAUGCCAUAAGACCAUAAGGUGUAGGAGCAGAAGCAGGCCAAUCGGCACACCGAGUCUGCUCUGCCAUCCAAUCAUGGGCUGAUCCAAUUCUUCCAGUCAUCCCCCCCUUUUGCUUUCCACAGGAUCACUCCCUACACAACUCCCUUGUCCAUUCGUCCCCCCCCCCCAUCCCUUCCCACUGAUCUCCCUCCUGGCACUUAUCUUUGUAAGUGGAACAAGUGCUACACCUGCCCUUACACUUCCUCCCUCACCACCAUUCAGGGCCCCAGACAGUCCUUCCAGGUGAGGUGACACUUCACCUGUGAGUUGGCUGGUGUGGUAUACUGCGUCCGGUGCUCCCGGUGUGCCCUUUUAUAUAUUGGUGAGACCCGACGCAGACUGGGAGACCAUUUCGCUGAACACCUACACUCGGUUUGCCAGAGAAAGCAGGAUCUCCCAGUGGCCACACAUUUUAAUUCCACGUCCCAUUCCCAUUCUGAUGGCCUCCUCUGCUGUCAAGAUGAAGCCACACUCAGGUUGGAGGAACAACACCUGAUAUUCCGUCUGGGUAGCCUCCAACCUGAUGGCAUGAGCACUGAUUUCUCUAACUUCCAUUAAUGCCCCUCCUGACCUUCUUACCCCAUCUUUUAUUUAUUUAUUUAUUUAUUUGUUUGUUUGUUUAUUUAUUAUUCUCGCUCCUUCCCUCCCCUCCCUUUUUUCCUCUCUCUCUGCUCCUCUGACAAUCACUCUGCCUGUUCUCCAUCUCUCUGGUGCUCCCCUCCCCCUUUCUUUCUCCCUGGGACUCCCAUCCCAUGACCCUUUCCCUUCUCUAGCUGUGUAUCCCUUUUGCCAAUAAACUUUCCAGCUCCUCCCCCUCGUGCCUUCUCCUAUCAUUUCAGAUUUUCCCUUCCCCUUCCCACUUUCAAAUCUCUUACUAUCUUUUCUUUCAGUUAGUCCUGACAAAGGGUCUCAGCCCAAAACGUCGAUGGUACUUCUUCCUAUAGAUGCUGCCUGGCCUGCUGCGUUCCACCAGCAUUUUGUGUGUGUUGCACAGCGUGAAAUAGAUCAGUUGCAGGUAUGGGCAGAUAAAUGUCAGAUGAAGUUUAAACCAGACAACUGUGAGGUGUUGCAUCUUGAUAGGGCAAAUGGAAGAAGACAGAUCACUGUUAAGGGCAAGAUUCUUAACAGUGUUGCUGACCAGAGAGAUUGUGGGGUCCAAAGUUAUAGCUCCAUUGAAGUGGCUACAGGGGUUGAUAGGGUGCUUAAGAAAUUUUAUGGGAUGCUUGCUUUUAUUAGUGGAUGUACUGAGUUCAAGUGCCAAGAAAUAUUUUGCAACUUUAUAAAACUCUGGUGUAUUGUGUGCAGUUCUGGUCACCCCAGUAUAGGAAGGAUGUUGAGGCUUUGGAGAGAGUGCAGAAGAGAUUUACCAGGAUGCUGCUUGGUUCGGAGGGCAUCGGCUAUCCUGAAAGGCUAGACAAACUUCGGUUGUUUUCUCUGGAGUGGUGGAGGCUGAGGGGAGAUCUGAAAGAGACUUAUAAGAUUAUAAGGGGCAUGAAUAGAGUAGACAGUGAGUAUCUUUUUUCAAGUAGAAAUGAUUAAUACCAAAGAGCAUCCAUUUAAGGUUCAAAGGGGAUGUGAGGGGGAAAGUUUUUCUUUACUCAGAGUCAUAGAGACUGGAAUGUGUUGCCUUGUAUGGUGGUAGAGGCAAGUACGUUAGAGGCUCUUAAGAGAUAUUUAGAAGGUAGAUGAAUGUCAGGAAGAUGGAGUGAUAUGGACAUAGUGUAAGUUGGAGGGAUUCAUUUUUGGGGGUUAUUUACUUUUUAGCUGGUCCGGCACAACACUGUGGGCUGAAGGGCCUGUUCCUAAGCUGUACUGUUCUAUAUUCUAGACUUUUAGACCUUUUGGCUCUCUUCCAGGGAAGCUGAGACCUAUACCAAUGAGACAGUUUGCACCUAAACUGGAGGAGGACUAAUAUCCUAGUGGGGGCAAGGGGGUUUAAACUAGAGUCGCAGGGAGUUGGGAACCAGAGUCUCAAAACAGAUAGUGGAAAGGUUGUGGAGACAGAUACUGUAGACACAAGUUGUUCAGACCUCAGACAAAGUCAGGAAUCAAAAGGUACAGCAUGGUAGGAUUAAUAUCCUGAGCUGCAUACAUCUCAAUACAAUUAUCAUAGGAAAGGCAGAUGAGCUCAGGGCAUGGAUCAACACAUAGAAUUAUGAUAUUGUAGCCAUAUAGUGAGACUAGGUUGCAGGAGGAGCAGGACUGGCAGCUCAAGAUUCCAUGGUUCUGUUGUUUUAGACACAAUAAACAGGGAGGGAUAAAAGGAGGAGUGGCAUUACUAAUCAGGGAAAAUAUCACAACAGUGCUCAGACAGGACAGAUUUGAGAACUCGUUAUGGGUGGAACUGAGGAAUGAGAAAGGUGCAAACAUAUUACAGCUAUAUGACAGGCAACCAACAGUCCGCAGAUUUAGAAGAACAAACUUGUAGAGAGAUCACAGACUGUUGCAAGGUUGCUACAAUAGGUGAUUUUGCAAGAGAACACCUAAGAAAGCAGGAGGGCUAAAAGGUUCAGUCACUCGGCAUUCAAGGAAAGGUUGUAAAUUGAAUUAGACAUUGGCUUUUGGGGAAAGAAUGGCAGUAGAUGGUUGCCUCUCUGACUGGAAGCCUGAGACUAGUGGAGUACUGCAGAGAUCAGUGCUGGGUCUGCUGUCAUUUGUCAUCAAUUUCAGUGAUCUGGAUGGUAAUGUAGUUAACUGGAUCAGCAAAUUUGCAGUUGACACCAAGAUUAGUGUGCAGCGGACAGAGAGGAAGACAAUCAGAGCUUGCAGAGAUAUCACAGAGAGAGCUGUAAAGAAAACUUUUGGCACAUUGGCCUUUAUAAAUCAAAGUAUUGAGUAGAGGAGAUGAGCUGUUACAGUAUGUUGAAAUUGUGUAAGACAUUGGUGAGACCUAAUUUGGAGCAUUGUGCACACUUUUGGCCAUGUACCUACAGGAAAGAUAUAAAGUUAAGAGUACAGAGAAAUUUUACAAUAAUGUUCAGACUGAAGGACCUGAGUUAGGAGUGUAAUGCCCUAGUUCACAUUUUUAGGCAUUUCAUUUAGCAGUUCUGUAAGAGCAGUCUGUUCUGCUUUCAGCCUGUUUAGGUUAUUGUUGAAGAUGUGGAAUGUGUGCCAUCCAGUUAGGGGAAGGUUUACUUGGUGAGGGACACCAAGGUAGGUCUUGAUGUGAUUUUUUGGUUUGGCAAGAGAUGAAGAGAGAAGAUGCUGGGGAGAACCGCUCUCAGGGUAUGAUCUGGUAGGAGACCCAUUUGUCCCAGAUGGAUCGCAAGCAACGUUUGGAAGGUGGUGUGUGCUUUUACGCUGACCAAGGGCCCAGCAUGUGAAUGACAGAGAAGUUCAAGAUGAGCUCCAACUUGUGCACAUUUGACUGUUUAAUUAAAAUGGGUCCUUUUCUUUUUGUUUUUCUUUACUAACUUUUUAGUUAAGGUUCAUAAAUAUAAUUCCUUUAAUCACAUGCAGUGCACUGUCUUGUUUCAUGGCACUAAUUUGUAACAGGGUAGCAAAUUACAUUGCAUCCACACAAACCAGGGUUUGGGGUGGGAGAGCUGCUUCAGUCUCAUGACUGUGACAGGAUCAGAAUUUUCCCUGGGCUUACACAACCAAGGACACCAGGGGUUUCAUAAGGAAAGAUUGAAUAGGUUGGGACUUUAUUCCUUGGAACAUAGAAGACUGAGAUAUUUGAUAGAGAUAUACAAAAAUUAUGAGAGGCAUAGAUAGGGUAAAUGCAAGCAGGCUUUUUCCACUGAGGUUGGGUGAGACUACAGCUAGAGGACAUGUAUUCAGGGUGAAAGGUGAAGAGUUUAAGGAGAAUAUGAGGGGAAACCUCUUCACAUACAGGAUCAUGUGAAUGUGGCACAUGCCAGCUUGUCUUAUCUUAAACAUUUAAGUUUUGAUAGGCAUACAAAUGUAGGGGCAUUGAGGACAAUGGUACCAGUGCAGGUUAAUUGUAGUAGGCAGUUUAAAUGGUUCAGCACAGACUAGAUGGGGCAAAGGGUCUGUUGCUGUGAUGUUCUCUUCAGGCAAGAGUUGCACUUAAGGAAGCUAUGCUGACUAUGGCCUCCUUUACCAUAUUCCUCCACGUACUCCAAGACAUCAGUGUUGUAGGCCAAAUCAAAGGUGGUGACUAAUCAGCAUAUAGGAAUGAGAUUGAAAAUCUGGUUGAGUAAUGCCAUAGUAACAACAUUUUACUCAAUGUCAGCAAGACGAAGGAGCUGAUUAUUGACUUCAGGGGGUUGAAACCAGAAGUCGAUUAGCCAGUCCUCAGAGAUGGAGAGGGUCAGCGACUGUAAAUUCCUCAGUGUUCAUAUUUCACAAAUGCAAUUCCGAAGAACCUCCACUUUCUUAGAAGUUUGUGAAGAUUUGGUAUGACAUAGAAGUUUGACAAACCUCUAGAUGUUUAGUAGAGUAUAUUGAUUGCCUGCAUCACAGCCUAGUAUGGAAACAGCGAUGUUAAGGAAAUAGAUGAUUAAAUUAUCACAGAUUACAAUAAAAUAAGUAGACUAUAAAUGAUUGUAGUGAAUUGAAAUUAAAAAAAGUAGUAAAAUUAAUGGGAUUUUAAAGUGCCUUCACCUCUUCCAUGAAGAUCAAUGCCCUUGAAAGGAAAAUCCUACUAAAAGUAGUGGAUACAACCCAGUACAUUACAGAUAAAGUCCUCCCUACCAUUGAAUAUAUAAAAAUAUAUAUAUACACACACAUACACACACGAAACAUUGGCGCAGAAAAGCAGCAACAUCAUUCAGAAUAUGCUCUCUUCUCACUGCUGUUAUCAGGAAGGUGGUACAGGAGACUCAGCAAUCACACCACCAGGUUCAGGAAUGCCUCAACCAUCAGGCUCUUGAACCAAAGGGGGCAACUUCAUUGCCCCAUCAUUGAAAUAUUUCCACAACUUAUGGACUCACUUUCAAGGCCUCCUUAUCACAAGUUCUCAAUAUCUAUUCUUCAUUAUUAUUACUUUUUUUGUAUUUGCUGUUUGUUGUCUCUUGCACUCUGGUUGAAAACCCAGGUAGAGGUGAUGUUUCAUUAAUUCUAUUAUGGUUAGAUUCUAUAAUGGAUUUAUUUAAGCAUGUCUUCAAGAAAAUGAAUCUUGGGUUGUAUAUGUGGCACAUGCAUUUUGAUAAUAAAUGUACUUUGAAUUU
This is a messenger RNA of Hypanus sabinus (Atlantic stingray), 10064 nucleotides long. It is a transcript of the gene f2, whose product is annotated as coagulation factor II (thrombin). The transcript is spliced from 14 exons. The record is from RefSeq and is a predicted model, not a curated record. Gene Ontology annotation, cellular component: extracellular region. Lineage: Eukaryota; Metazoa; Chordata; Chondrichthyes; Myliobatiformes; Dasyatidae. The coding region runs from base 79 to 1935 and encodes 618 amino acids. Gene Ontology annotation, biological process: blood coagulation; proteolysis. Gene Ontology annotation, molecular function: serine-type endopeptidase activity; calcium ion binding.